Miscanthus lutarioriparius is the source of this 720-nucleotide messenger RNA. The record is from the annotation of a GenBank genome assembly. NCBI's taxonomy places the organism in Eukaryota, Viridiplantae, Streptophyta, Magnoliopsida, Poales, Poaceae.
AUGCCAUCACGGCAACCGCCUUCGUCGUUGUCGUCUUCUUUGCCUUCGUCACCGGGCACGGCGGUCCAGGCCCCAGUCGCUGCGAGCUGCCUCCCCGCAGACCAGUCCUGCUUCACGAUCUCGGCCUCUGUCGGUGCGCCCUACUCCUCGAGUCACGAUGCUGCCGCCGCCGUUGUGGGCACACAUGCUUGCUGCACCACAACCUCCUACAUCACCGUCCUCGGCAUCAGCUUCGGUUCCCUCCUCGUCAUCCUGCUCAUCUUGUGCGCCAUCCGGUGGUACCUCGUGCGGCGGUCCGCGAGCCAGGGCGCUGCCGAGGCUACCGCCACGGCGGAACUGGAAAAGAAACAGCCCAAGGGACUGGAUGCUGACGCCAUCGCCGCACUGCCGGAGUUCGUGUUCCAGAAGGAGGAUGCCGACGGGGAGGAGGAACGGGAGGUUGAGUGUGCCGUAUGCCUGGGCGCAAUGGCGGACGGGGACGCAGCGCGGCGGCUGCCCUCAUGCAUGCACGUCUUCCACCGGCCCUGCGUCGACGUGUGGCUAAGGGAGCGUUCGACAUGCCCGGUCUGCCGCGCCGAGGUGGACGUCAGAUCGUCCGUCGAGGGUUGUGACGGGAAGGACCAAGAAGGCGGCCCGUCGCGGGCGUCCACGUCGAUGGCGUGGACAGCACAGGAAGGGCCGGUAGACGAAGGGGAGAGGGACCUGGAGGCACAGCUGUAG